Messenger RNA from Laetiporus sulphureus 93-53, 2596 nucleotides. Its product is annotated as DNA repair helicase. Gene Ontology annotation, molecular function: DNA helicase activity; damaged DNA binding; hydrolase activity, acting on acid anhydrides, in phosphorus-containing anhydrides. The record is from RefSeq and is a predicted model, not a curated record. Gene Ontology annotation, biological process: transcription by RNA polymerase II; nucleotide-excision repair; positive regulation of mitotic recombination. Bases 131 to 2509 code for a protein of 792 amino acids. Lineage: Eukaryota; Fungi; Basidiomycota; Agaricomycetes; Polyporales; Laetiporaceae. Gene Ontology annotation, cellular component: nucleus. The transcript has 20 exons.
CGUAAGGCUGCCGGAACUAGACCAAGCUGGAAAUUUCUUCCUAUCCGUUUGCACGCCACGCUAUACAAUUGUAUCAAUCUAGCUCUGAGUAGCCCACUUAGCAACCGCCGCGGCAACACAUCCAGCCAGAAUGAAGUUCCACAUUGACGACUUGCCCGUGGUUUUCCCUUAUGACAGAAUAUACCCAGAACAAUAUUCCUAUAUGUGUGACCUUAAGCGUACCCUUGAUGCAGCCGGCCAUUGCGUGCUCGAGAUGCCUUCAGGUACUGGCAAGACCGUCUCCCUCUUGUCGUUGAUCGUUUCAUACCAGCAAUUCUAUCCCACAAAGCGGAAGCUCAUCUACUGUUCACGGACGGUCCCGGAGAUUGAGAAGGCUCUAGAGGAGCUGAAGAGACUGAUGGAAUACCGAUUAUCGUGUGCUGAGACCGAUGAGCAAAGAGAAAAGGAGCGGAAUUUCUAUGGUAUCGGCUUGACGAGCCGCAAGAACCUAUGCAUACACCCCGAGGUCUCAAAAGAGAAGAAGGGCAGGGUUGUGGAUGCACGCUGCCGUGAUCUCACCAACUCAGCCGUCUGUGAGAAGGGCCGUCAGAACCCCGGAUCUGUCGAGCUGUGUGAAUGGCACGAGAACCUGGGGAAACUCGAACCUGGGAAUUUGAUACCGCCCGGCAUUUGGACCCUCGCUGACGUUUUGCAAUAUGGGCAUGAACAUAGGACAUGCCCUUACUUUACUGUUCGAAGAAUGAUGCCGUUUGUCGACGUGAUCAUUUAUUCGUUUCAUUACCUGCUCGAUCCUAAAGUUGCGGAGCAAGUCUCGAAGGAAAUGUCCAAGGACUCCAUCGUGGUAUUUGACGAAGCUCACAAUAUAGACAACGUCUGCAUCGAGUCACUGAGCAUUGAUUUGACAAGACCGAUGCUUGAUUCUGCUGUAAGAAGCGUUGGCAGAUUGGGAGAGAAGAUUGAAGAGAUCAAGAAGACGGAUGCUUCGAAACUGCAAGAUGAGUAUGCAAGACUCGUGGAGGGUCUGCAGGAAGCCUCCAGCGAUGAGGAUACCUUUAUGUCCAACCCAGUCUUACCCGAAGACCUUCUCAAGGAGGCUGUUCCUGGAAACAUACGGAAGGCUGAGCAUUUCGUGGCAUUCUUAAAGCGCUUCGUAGAAUAUUUGAAGACGCGGAUGCGUGUUCUUCACGUUGUUGCGGAAACACCCUUAUCGUUCUUGCAGCACCUCAAGGAUAUUACGUACAUCGAACGUAGGCCGUUACGGUUCUGCGCCGAGCGACUGCAAUCAUUAAUCAGAACCUUGGAGUUGAGCAGAUUGGACGAAUAUUCUGCUUUACAGAAAGUGGCAUCUUUUGCGACUCUAGUCGCGACGUAUGAAAAAGGGUUUCUCCUCAUCCUCGAGCCUUUCGAGACCGACAAUUCUACCGUGCCAAAUCCCAUAUUCCACCUAACAUGCCUUGAUCCUGCCAUAGCGAUCAAGCCAGUCUUCGAAAGAUUUAGUUCAGUCGUGAUAACGUCCGGAACGAUCUCGCCCUUGGACAUGUACCCAAAAAUGUUGCAAUUCACUCCUGUCGUUCAAGAAUCGUAUCAAAUGACCCUCACACGAAAUUCAUUCUUGCCAUUGGUCAUCACGCGGGGCAGCGACCAGGUGGCCAUCAGUUCUCGCUUUGAAGUCAGGAACGACCCGGCUGUUGUCCGCAACUUCGGGAGCAUUCUCAUAGAAUAUAGUAAGAUCGUACCAGACGGUAUAGUCGCCUUCUUCCCGAGCUAUCUCUACAUGGAGUCAAUUGUCGCAGCGUGGAAUGACAUGGGUAUUUUAAACGAAGUGUGGAAACACAAACUGAUAUUUGUGGAGACGCCAGACGCCAAUGAGACGAGUAUCGCGCUCGAAAAUUAUCGGAAGGCAUGUGAUAAUGGUAGAGGAGCUGUCCUACUCUCUGUUGCCCGUGGCAAGGUUUCUGAAGGCAUUGACUUUGAUCAUAACUAUGGAAGAGCUGUCAUCAUGUUUGGGGUUCCGUAUCAGUAUACCGAGAGCCGGAUCCUCAAGGCACGCCUGGAGUAUCUGAGAGAUGCAUAUCGCAUCCGAGAGUCCGAGUUCCUUGGCUUCGAUGCAAUGCGCACCGCUGCACAGUGUGUGGGACGUGUUCUGCGAGGGAAGACUGAUUGGGGCCUCAUGGUGUUCGCGGAUAAGCGGUUCGCACGUGCGGAUAAGCGUGCCAAGUUACCGCGUUGGAUUAAUCAAUACAUUACCGAGACUGCGUCAAACCUCUCCACGGAUAUGGCGCUGACUCUGUCCAAGCUCUUCAUGCGCACGAUUUCGCAGAAUCCAAACGAGAAUCAGACAGGGAUAUCAUUGUGGACCCUCGAAGAUAUCGAGAAGGCUCAAGCUAAACAGAAAGAGCUCGCUCACAAGGCAGAGGAAUAUCGCGACGAAACUGUGAAUGAAGACGAUGAGUAUGGGGACGGAGGGUUGGACGACCAGGUCCUCGGAGAGAUUGAUCUUGAUGUAUAGUAUAUGUUAUGUACAAUUUGUAUUCGCUUUAACUCGCAGUAAAACGCUACGAGUCUUUAGGGCAGCGGGGACAUUUGCCUGGAACCU